Mycosarcoma maydis (corn smut) is the source of this 2415-nucleotide messenger RNA. Its product is annotated as putative beta-glucosidase. The coding region runs from base 1 to 2415 and encodes 804 amino acids. The record is from RefSeq and is a predicted model, not a curated record. Gene Ontology annotation, biological process: glucan catabolic process. The transcript has a single exon. Lineage: Eukaryota; Fungi; Basidiomycota; Ustilaginomycetes; Ustilaginales. Gene Ontology annotation, molecular function: beta-glucosidase activity.
AUGUUUGGACUGAAUGCAAGUGCGUUGGCGCUCGUUUUAGGGUUUUCGUCUGUGUUUCGUUCCGGCGCGACAGCUCCAUCCACUUGCUUUCACCCGGACGCUUGUGAGGAUAUCUAUGCACGCGACAAUGGCGCAUACUCCUACACUGGGCCUUACAGCACUGGCGGUGUGGCCUGGGCCAAUGGUUUCGCCAAAGCCAAAACGCUCGUCGACCAAAUGACGAUCGAGGAGAAAGCCAAUGUUUCCACGGGAUUCACGGGGGCGUGCGCAGGCUUCACAGGCACUGCGCCUCGCAUUGGACUCAAGGCACUCUGCCUCCAAGAUGGACCUACUGGUGUGCGCCCUGCUCGCCGCGUUUCGCAGUUCCCGCCUGGUGUCUCCACCGCUGCCACCUGGGACCGUGAGCUCUUUGCAAAAAGGGCCGAGGCCAUCGCCGAGGAGUUUCGCGAAAAGGGCGUCAAUAUUUGGCUUGGCCCGGUUACUGGAGGCCCACUCGGCCGCGCCCCUCGAGGCGGAAGAAACUGGGAAGGCUGGAGUCCAGACGAGUACUUGUCAGGUGUGGCCUCGUACCUCACCGUCAAGCACGCCCAAGAGAAAGGUGUCGUCACAAGCGCCAAGCACUACAUUGCCUACGAACAAGAGACAUUCCGUAACCCGUACAACUUCUCGGAACCGUAUCAGGUCUACCCACUUCUGCAGCAGAAGCCCGUCGACUCGAUCGUGGAUGACCGCACCACGCACGAGGUGUACCUUUGGUCGUUUGCUGAGGCUGUCCGCGCCGGAACAGGUACGAUAAUGUGUGGCUACAACCGAAUGAAUGGAACUCACGCAUGCCAAGACGACUACUCGCUCAACCACUUGCUCAAGGAGGAGCUCAACUUUCAGGGCGCUGUCAUCUCGGACUGGGGAGCAACUUGGUCCGACCAAGAGUCGGUUUUGGGUGGAUUGGACAUGUCGAUGCCAGGUUCGGCCUACGAUGGCAUGUUCGGUGACUUUUACGGCGACUCUCUAGUGGCGCUAGUCCAAAAUGGGUCGGUACCUGAAGCUAGACUCGACGACAUGGUUCUGCGUAUUCUCGCUCCUGCGUUUGAGCUGCAAAACGAAUCCUACCCCAAAACAUCGUUCGACGUCCGUGAUUUGACGCUUCCAACCAACAAUGUUCGCGCCAAUCAUCACGAGAUCAUCCACCAAAUCGGCGCCGAAUCGAUCACGCUCGUCAAGAACAACAAUGCAGAUGGUCGUGGUCUCCCUCUUAACAGUCCGGACGAGCUGCAGACGAUUGGCAUCAUCGGUCAAGAUGCAGGUGACAACCUCUAUGGUGCUACUAGCUGUGAUGAGUUUGGAAGAUGCAACAUGGACGCCUUCAACGGUACGUUGACGAUCGGCGGUGGUUCGGGAUGGGUUCUCCCGCCGUACGUCAUUACUCCUGCUGCUGCUAUCCAGGAGUACGUUCGAGCGAGUGGUCCGGAUAUCAACCUGCACCUCGAUAACUGGGACCUUGACGGAGCCAAGGCGCGUGCCAACUCGAGUGAUGCAGCGCUUGUCUUCACCAAUGCAUUCGCUACCGAGACCAACGAUCGUCAGAACCUGACUCUCUGGGGCAACAGCGACCAGCUUAUCAAGACUGUAGCCAGCAACAAUAACAACACGAUCGUCAUCAUCCACAGCCCUGGUCAGGUUGAUGUCGAGCAGUGGAUCGACCACCCGAACGUCACCGCUGUUGUGUUUGCCUAUCUGCCUGGUCAGGAAGGUGGUGCCUCGCUGCCUAAGAUGCUCUGGGGCGAGACGAGCCCAAGUGGCAAGUUGCCUUUCACCAUCGCCAGGAAGCAAAGCGAUUACCCACCCAACACUAUUGUCGAUGAUCCAGUACGCACCCCGUCGGCUCCAUUCACCGAGAAAUUGCUCAUCGACUACAAAUGGUUCGACUACCACAACAUCACUCCUUGCUUUGCCUUCGGCCACGGACUUUCUUACACCUCUUUCAAGUACUCUGACUCGAUCACUGUCACGUCUACGCCAAAGCCAGAUGAGACGUCGAUCCAGCCAACCAAGGAGAAACUUAUCAACAGCCAAGCUGCACUCUACGAUAUCGCGUUGACGCUCGAGACCGAGGUAACAAACAGCGGUGAAAAGGCUGCUGCCGAGGUGGUUCAGCUGUACGUCAGCUUCCCUGCGUCUGCCGAGUCGCGCGAGAACCCACGCCCCGUCAAGACACUGCGAGGAUUCGAAAAGAUCAAAGACGUCCAGCCAGGGGAGACGAGAAAGGUCAGCUUCGAGCUGAGGAACAAGGACAUCGCUGUUUGGUCCACCGUGAACCAGGGAUGGAUCAUUCCACAAGGUGAAAGUUUGACUUUUAGCGUUGGAUCGAGCAGCCGAAACAUCCACUCCACCGCCUCCUGGGUGUAUCGGGGUUAG